AUGUCCUUUCUUCAUACGCAUUCCUGCGAAUGUUUAAAGAGUGAACUCCAUCUCUUCACCCUACUGCCUACACAAACCAGUAUUGAGAGUCCACAAUGGAUUCACUACAAACCCGUGUCUUCUCUCAUGGACGACGCGCCUGUCGAAUUCGUCGUACCCGGGCAUGGAGAAGAAUACAUAGAUCUUGCUCAUACCAUGCUGUCGCUAUGCAUACGAGUAGAAACGGAAACCGGAGCAGGAGCUGCUGCCGCAAAAGUAGGCCCUGUAAACCAUAUACUGUAUUCGAUGUUCAAUCAAAUCGACGUAUAUUUCAAUCAAAAGCUCGUGUCUCCUUUAAACAAUGCUUACGCUUACCGCGCUUACAUACAGGCGUUACUAAAUUAUGCUUCAUCAGUAAAAACCUCCUACCUGGCUUCGUGCUUGUGGUACAGCAAUACUGCAGGGAACAUGAACGCUCUACCUGGAGUGACACCAAGCAAUCAUGGACUCGACAAGCGAGGCACUUUUGUACAAGGACGAACACUGGAUCUCAUAGAUCAUCUUCACUGCGACGUCUUCAAUCAAGAUAAAUUCUUGAUCAAUGGCGUCGAAGUGCGCAUGAGAGAAGAUUAUCCUGCUGGUUAUACUCUUUUCGCUUUUGAUCUCACUCCUGAUCUGUCAGCUAAUUGCGAGGGUCAAUGGAACCUUAUGAAACAUGAUAGUUUACGAAUGGAAGUACGAUUCGAAAGAGCCCUCACAACAACGGUCAAUUGCUUAGUUUACGCUGAAUUUGAAAGUGUGCUGGAAAUAGAUUCUUCUCAUCAAGUCAUUGUAGAUUAUAGCGGUUAA
This is a messenger RNA of Harpegnathos saltator (Jerdon's jumping ant), 828 nucleotides long. RefSeq lists its product as uncharacterized. Lineage: Eukaryota; Metazoa; Arthropoda; Insecta; Hymenoptera; Formicidae. The coding region runs from base 1 to 828 and encodes 275 amino acids. The transcript has 2 exons. The record is from RefSeq and is a predicted model, not a curated record.